Messenger RNA from Didymodactylos carnosus, 591 nucleotides. The record is from the annotation of a GenBank genome assembly. NCBI's taxonomy places the organism in Eukaryota, Metazoa, Rotifera, Eurotatoria, Philodinida, Philodinidae.
AUGAUAUCAAGCAACGAUUCUUACAGUGAUACUGACGAUAGUUUGUCAACGUCUAGUUCAUCUUUGUCUGACACUGAUGAUGAAAUUGAUUUAACUAAAUGGACCGUUACUCCAACGGUCAAUAGAGAUCCAUUUCAGUUUGUUGGCAGUCGCGAAGUUCAAGUCAAAGGCGUUCAAACCCCUAUUGGAUUUUGGAAUUACAUUUUCCCUAGAGAUUUAGUACAAACAAUUGUAUAUGAAACAAAUCGCUAUGCUGAAAAUGUAUAUAAAAAUUCCAAUCCUCGUCAGCAAUGUUCAUGUAUAAAUAAAUGGGUUGCAACAAAUAUUGACGAAUUUAAUGCUUUUAUUGCCUUACUGAUAUUACAAGGGAUAAUAAGAAAACCCGAACUUCAGAUGUAUUUUUCAACCGAUGAACUUUUAGCUACAUCGAUUUUCAAUAAAAUUAUGACUGCUGAUCGAUUUCAAAUAUUACUUAAAAUGUUACAUUUUGAAACCGAUCACGAUCCGGACAACAAAUUGAAAAGAUCUGGCCAGUUAUUGAAGUUCUACGUUCUUCAUUCAAAAGACUGUACAAGCCAGGAAGAUUUCUAG